AUGAGGACCAGAUCAGCUCCAGCAUCCAAGGCGUCAGCCUCCAAAACAAAGGAUACCGACCAAAAAACAAAGUCUCUGGUCCCCGCCGAACAACCAAGCAAGACAUUCAUUCUCCCAACCGGUACUAGCGACAAUGCACGACUACUCUCCCUGCCUCAGCCUCAAUCCGGGGAGCUAGCUCGCUACUUCUUCUGCCCAGAGCGUGGAGUGUAUGAAUUUACAGUUGUCGCACCACCGGCGCAUUCGGCGCGCAGUAUACUCUUCACCCAUGAGACGCGCGAAACACCCAGCCCGGAAGACGAGACGCCCACGAAGUCCUCACUACAAGGAUCAAUCACAAAGAAGGCCGAGCUACUAGUUGCAACACCAAUUGAUGCCAUGUUCUUCAUUGUAUCAUUGCUGGCACCCUCUUCGAAAUCCGGACCCGCCUUGUUCCAGCCAUUGGACGAUAUCAUCGACUCGCACGACGAUAUGCCGAAGCAUCUACGCCGUGUCCUCUAUGAUGAAACAUUCCGCGCAUCUCUAUUAACGCGUGUCGAAGCUACUUGUGAUGUGGUGGAAGCCGGAGAUGAGAAGAUGUUCCGAUUCAGUGAGACCAAGCUAGUCAAGGAGUUGAUCGCAAAGGCAGAACGCAUGGCAGAUAGGGGGCUUCCUGUCAGUCUGGAGGAACGAUUCAUUCGUCAGGCGCUGGCUACUCCAUUGAUGGCAGUUAAGCGACAAGACAUUGUGACCAGCCAGGAACCCGCUAGCGAGAGUGAACCAACGUCUAAAUCAGAGGACAGACAAGAUACACCAUCAACGGUGGCGACGGAUGCUACCCCUUCAAUUUCAACGCCCGCAGGAGAAUCUACGCCUGUUCCGCAGCCAGACGGCGAAGAUUCAAAUACCGGGCCCAUCACUCGCCUCCUUCAGAUUUCCACAGCACUGUCUUUCAUGAAGGAAUCAUAUCUGCCAGCCACUAUAGCAUUGCGAUUGGAUGAGAUCCUUGCAUCUGCAGAGAGUCCUCUCGACUUUACCCCUUUGAAGGAUCGUCUCAAGGAAAUUGCUGAGCUUCGCGCUCAAGCUCUCGCCUCGCGCGACAUGUCCAAUUUCACACGGAAGCGAGGUCUCGAUGACGAAGAAGAAGACACAAGAGCCGAGAAGAAGCGUCGCAAGGAUGAAGAGGAUAAGAAGGCCAAAGCGGCAGAGUCGCAAGCGGUAAAAAACUUGAAGAAAGUCAACACAAGCGGUAUGGCGAAGAUGAGCUCCUUCUUCGCCAAAGCCCCUCCUAAAAAGAAGGCUUGA
Penicillium brevicompactum is the source of this 1284-nucleotide messenger RNA. RefSeq lists its product as uncharacterized. Gene Ontology annotation, cellular component: ribonuclease H2 complex; nucleoplasm. The record is from RefSeq and is a predicted model, not a curated record. The transcript has a single exon. The coding region runs from base 1 to 1284 and encodes 427 amino acids. Gene Ontology annotation, biological process: RNA catabolic process; ribonucleotide metabolic process. Lineage: Eukaryota; Fungi; Ascomycota; Eurotiomycetes; Eurotiales; Aspergillaceae.